Messenger RNA from Venustampulla echinocandica, 1269 nucleotides. Its product is annotated as Acyltransferase. Bases 1 to 1269 code for a protein of 422 amino acids. The record is from RefSeq and is a predicted model, not a curated record. The transcript has 4 exons. Lineage: Eukaryota; Fungi; Ascomycota; Leotiomycetes; Helotiales; Pleuroascaceae. Gene Ontology annotation, cellular component: endomembrane system. Gene Ontology annotation, molecular function: acyltransferase activity.
AUGGCGACAGAGACGCUCAGACAAAGGAAGCCGGCAGCUGCAACUGAUAUCAGUGUCGGAACGCCGGACAAAUACGCACAGAAGCAGGAGCAGGAACAGGAACACCCAGGAGGAGAUAUCAAACAUGGAGGAUUUGUCCAGAUUCUGCGACUUGUAGCAUUUGCCACAUAUUUUCUCGCUGCAUCCUGCUCAAUAUGUGCCACACAGUUCCUCGGCGUACCGCUGUACUGGAUUAAUAAAGACCUCUAUUAUGCUUACAUGGCACUGACGAAACAAUCUUUCGGUAUUACUGUUACGACAGUAACACAAUGGUGGUCGCCGACUCUGGUGCGGAUAAGUGGCGAUUCUUCGAUGGCCGGGCAGUUGCAUAAAACGGCAGAUGGGAGGGUUGAAUGUGAUUUCCCAGAUCGGAUCGUUCUGAUAGCGAAUCAUCAGUUAUACACCGACUGGCUUUACAUGUGGUGGAUAGCCUACACGAACCAGCCCCGAAUGCACGGCCACAUCUACAUCAUAUUAAAGGAGUCGCUCAAGCACGUUCCAAUAAUUGGCUGGGGCAUGAGGUUCUAUGGCUUUAUUUUCAUGACGCGAAAGAUGACCACGGAUCAACCAAGGCUUGCUUAUAGGCUGAGAAAACUGAAAGAGGUACAUUCCGGACCGCUGUCAGGAACAUCGGGGCUUGACCCUAUGUGGCUUUUGCUUUUCCCCGAAGGAACAAAUGCGAGCGAUAAUGGCAGGGCGAAAAGCGCGCAAUGGGCCGAGAAGAUUGGGGUCAAGGAUAUGGAACAUACACUUCUACCCCGAAGUACUGGGUCCUACUUCUGUCUAAAUGAGUUGAAGGGGACGGUUGACUACGUGUACGACUGUACAUUAGUAUAUGGGGGCGUAGGGAGAGCGAAAUUCGGCCAGGACUUUUUUACUCUGCGGUCCAUGUAUCUGCAAGGGCGACCCCCGCCAUCCGUAAAUAUGCACUGGAGACGAUUCGUCCUCAACGACAUACCACUCAAUACGCCAGAAGAAUUUGAUUUGUGGUUGAGAGAACGAUGGUAUGAAAAGGAUGCCUUGAUAGAGCAUUACUUAACCACAGGCCGACUCCUAGCCGACACAGCCGCAACGAAAGGCGCAACCCAUGAUGGCUACAUUGAUACGGAAGUUAAGCUCACCCACUGGUGGGAGGUUGGAAAUAUAUUCGUAGUGCUUGCCGCCUUCGGGUUAAUUGCAAAUCUAAUACCCAGGGUGUGGAAUGUGGUGCUGUAUGGGAAGCAGUCAUGA